AGAGAGACAGAGCGAGAGAGAGAGAGAGAGGUGACGUGCAUAAGAGGUUUUUUUUGACAGUUACUGAAAAAAGUCACAUUUGCAGCAGACAGCAGCAUAGAGCAGCGUGAUGGAGCCACAAGAGAUCAGAGAGGGAUUCUUAGUGAAAAAGGGUACAUUGCUAAAUUCCUGGAGAGCAGUGUGGGUGGUGUUGUCAGAAGAUGGAGUGGACUUCUAUAAAAAGAAAACAGACAGUUCACCUAAAGGGAUGAUCCCAUUGAAGGGAGCAACACUCAGCAGCCCUUGUCAGGAUUUUGUCAAGAGGACGUUGGUUUUCAAGAUUACCACUGAGAAGAAGCAAGAUCACUUUUUUCAAGCCUCGCAUGUGGAGGAGAGAGAGCUUUGGGUCAAGGACAUCAAGAGAGCCAUUACCUGCCUCGCAGGGGGAAAAAAGUUUGCCAGAAAGUCUACCAGACGCUCCAUUCGCCUGCCUGAAACAGUCAACCUAGCCGCGCUGUACACAGAGAUGAAAAACCAGGAUGACGGCGUGAAGGAGUUAAAACUGGAACAGCAAAAUCGAGUCUUCAACCACUGCUUCACCGGUGCGACGGUGGUAGACUGGCUGAUUUCAAAGGAGAAGGCGAGAAAUAGACCUGAGGCACUCAUGCUGGCAACAGGGCUCAUGAAUGAGGGUUUUCUCCAGCCUGCAGGUGACUUAUCAAAAGAGGGAGCAGAAAGCGGAGAGCAAGCAGCCUUCUUAGAUGACACAAAAGCUCUCUACUAUUUUGCAGACAGUGGCUUCUUUUGUGAAGGCUACUCCAGUGAUGAAGAUGUUCUUCUAAAGGAAGAAUUCAGAGGAAACAUCAUAAAACAGGGCUGUUUGGUUAAACAGGGACAUAGACGGAAGAACUGGAAGGUGCGGAAAUUCAUACUCAGAGAUGACCCUGCCUAUAUACAUUACUACGAUCCUGCAAAGGCUGAUGACCCUCUGGGCUCAAUCCACCUCCGUGGGGCGGUGGUCACAGCUGUGGACUAUGUGCCUGAUGCCAAAAAAAAAGAUAUUGAUGGCAACCUAUUUGAGAUCAUCACUGCAGACGAGACUCACUACUUCCUCCAAGCUGCUACAGACCAAGAAAGAAGGGAGUGGAUCAAAGCAGUACAGAUGGUGUCAAAAAGCGGAAAAUAACAAAUAGCGCGGAGCAGCAGGGAAAUAUGUAACAGCUGCAGUGGCAUAUCGAAUGCAAAAGUUUGGUAGUUCUGUAACUAUAUUCUGUCACCCAUGCUUUUUGUAUAGUUUUUAAUUGUUUUAGAGUAACUUAAAAUAUAAAGUUCUUUACACACAAACUGCAAACAUAACUUCUGCUGUAACUAAAGACAAUCAAAUUUAUAAUGCAAGCUUAAUAUAAAGUGUCAUAACCAAUGUUUACUCCAUGUUAGUGGACACGAAGAUAUGAUAGCAAAGUAAAAAUGAGCUGAGGAAUAAAUAGAAUGAAUUAUAAUUAGAUGACAUUGCAAAUAUCUAUUUAUUUUAAAUAUUCUAUUCUGUAAAACUAUGAUACAGCUGAGUCUUACCAAAUGACAUAAGAGAGUAAAGGCUGAGACAAUAUGAAAGAUAAACUGGGUUUUUUUCUCCUUCUGAGUCUUAUUAUUUGCUCCACUGUGGUUUUUUGAUUUCCUCCUUCUUAACCUGCCCUUCAAAAGUCGGAGACAGUUCUAGCUAUCACACGAGCACAGUUGGUUCCUGAGCGUGAACUAACUACGAAUCACUUUCAGCCUUCACAGUUUCACACGUUGUGGCUUACAGGCCUGCUGCACACGAGACAAUUUAUCAGUGACAGAAACGACAAGCGUUCACUACUAUGUGUAUUCAGAAUUUUAGAAUUUUAGUGCUGACAGCUAAACUGAUGAGUUUAUGAAAACUUUUUUAGUUUGUUUUUUUUUAGUUUUGUCUAUAUUAGCUGGACUAAUGUUAUAUUUACUUAUUUAUUUCAGACCUAUUUGUGAAAACACUGCCAUUCUAUUUUGAAAUCCCUGUCAUAUAAGUCAAAUUAGCAGUGUAAACCACUACAGACCAUCUAACAUUUUAUUUUCAGGUGUGAUUAGUGGUAUUUGAGGUGGCCCUAUAUCUGGUACCUUGAUACUUGGGUUUAUAUCGUUUAUCUAAACUACAAAUGUGUUAAUAACCUAUCUGAUUGUGGUUUCACUUUUUUGUGUUACACAGGACAUAGCACUCUCUUUUGACACAGUGCUUUCUGAGGUGUCACUUAGAGACAACCUUAUCAUAACGGAAAGGAACAAUGGCAAAAACUCUGAAGCUGCAGGUCUUUGAUAUAAAUUUGACUUAAUAAAAAAUGUUAUUUUUGCCAUUUAAGCUCGUUUUUAAAAAUGAACAAUUUACUCUUAAUUUUAAUUCUAUAGUGCAGGGCUGCACAACUUUAAGAACUUUUUCUUUUUUUCUACCAUGAGUCAUUGCCUCUUAAUUUUCUUUCUGUCUUCUUGUUUUUUUAGUACAGACCAGUGAGCCAUGCCAUACUAGAGGGUUAGGUACAACCUUUGGCUUCAGCUGUUCCCCUUUCAAGUCAUUGCUAUAUUUUUGUUUUGACACAGAGCCAAUAACUGGUGCUUCUUUAAGUACUUGAGCAUGUUUCUCUUCUGUUCUGUUCUGUUAAUAUUUUUUAAGAGAGGGCGAGAGGAUAAAUCAGCAAAAGCAACAUUUCAUAAUAAAAAGAGAAUGUCUGACUGUA
Oreochromis niloticus (Nile tilapia) is the source of this 2723-nucleotide messenger RNA. It is a transcript of the gene plek, whose product is annotated as pleckstrin. Gene Ontology annotation, biological process: actin cytoskeleton organization; intracellular signal transduction. NCBI's taxonomy places the organism in Eukaryota, Metazoa, Chordata, Actinopteri, Cichliformes, Cichlidae. The transcript is spliced from 9 exons. The record is from RefSeq and is a predicted model, not a curated record. Bases 110 to 1165 code for a protein of 351 amino acids. Gene Ontology annotation, cellular component: plasma membrane.